Agelaius phoeniceus (red-winged blackbird) is the source of this 5558-nucleotide messenger RNA. It is a transcript of the gene FGD5, whose product is annotated as FYVE, RhoGEF and PH domain containing 5. Gene Ontology annotation, molecular function: metal ion binding; guanyl-nucleotide exchange factor activity. Gene Ontology annotation, cellular component: cytoplasm. The record is from RefSeq and is a predicted model, not a curated record. Lineage: Eukaryota; Metazoa; Chordata; Aves; Passeriformes; Icteridae.
AUGUCCUUCACUCCCCACGGGGACCCCCGGACUCGCCCCGCGGCGGGCGCUGCCUGCACGCAGUCGGUCCUGCCCCGCCCGGUCCGGCCCCGCGCGCCGCCGGCCGUGCGGGGCCCCGGCGCCGCCACCGCCCCCCGACGGGCCGCGCGCGGGGCAGGGCGGAGGCGCGCGGCGCUGACCGCCCCCGGCCGGCACCGCCGCCCGCCCAGCCCGCCGUCCGCGUCCGGCCGUCCCGCUGCGCUCCCGUGCCCCCGCAGGGGCUGUAGGGCCGGGCGCGGCCUCGAGGGGCGAGGGCGGCGGGGCCCCCGGAGCCAUGCGCUGAGCGCCCGGAGCAGCCGGCGAGCGAAGUUGGGGUGGAAGAUGAACAACGCCGAAAUCUCAAAACCACCAUUAGCACCAAAACCAAAGAUUAUUGGUCAUCUUUCUCCAGCACCUGUCUCCAAAUUUUCUCCUUCACUGCCAAGAGCUGAUAUUCUUCAUCACCCGAACUCUCUGUCUAGGGGUCCCAAACCACCUAUUGCUCCCAAGCCAAAAUUCUCAGCUGACACUGAGGGCAAAUCCAGUGUUUCUAACAACAAUAAUUUAAAUAAAUGUGCAAAUGGGAAACUGCUGUGUCUUGGUGGAGAACUGUGUGAAGGAAACCAAUGCAAUGCUGAUUGCCUAGGAUCUGAGGCAGAUAAUGAAUACAUUGUAUUUCCUGAAGCUCAGCUGCCCAGCAAAGACUCUAAUGAUUUGGAGCAUGAGCAUGAUCAAAACUUAGAUUCCUCUGUGGAAAAUGAAGUCUCAGAAACUCCAGAAAAGGUAGAGAAGGAAGAGGAUAACAUAGCUAGUGAUGAGAAUACCAGUAAUCAAGAAGUCUUCGGAGAUGAGCUCUGUAACUCUUCAGAUGCUGCUGAACCAAGGGAACCAGACUCUGAGGAGUCAUCCAGAGACUGUGACCAGUCCAAAGCACUUUGUGAGGAGUCAUUAGAUGCCCCAGACAGGGAUAACAAUGCUACCAGGAAUGUAGAUGAAGUUGAGGAUUUUGUAGGUGAUUGUACUGAAACCAAAAACAGGCAAGAAACUUCUUACAACCUGGAACUGGUCAAGAACAGUAGUGAUUGUGAGACUGACAGUGAUAACAUUUUGAAUACAGAUGAGAAAGUAAUGGAUGAUACUUGUAGAGAUAUCAUUGCAAUGCCACUGCCUGCAGAUGAAUCAAUCCCAGCUUGUGAGAAGGUAGGGCAAGAGGAGGAACUGCCUGAGAUUUUAGAAAUGGCAGAUGGGUGUCUAGCACAAAAUGAUGACUGCAGUGUGCAUGCAGAGCUUGAUUUGAACAUGGAAUGGGAUUUAGAAAAUGAUGACUGUGCAAACCCUGACAUGCUGCCUGAGGAUGCCAGUGAAGAAACAGGUCCUGACUUAGAACUGUGUGGAGAUGAACGCGGUGCCAAAAACAGUUUAGCAGAGUUCACCCAUCAAGCAGCAGCUGAAGAGGAGGAAGUAGACCCAAAUGAGCACAAUAAUACAAAUACAGGAAAUGCCAGUGAUGGCUGCCAGAUCGCUGAGAGGAAAAGUGAGAAGACAUCAGAGGUAGCCUGUGAAGCAAGCAAAGUCUCUGGGAAAGAGGAAGAAGAAACUGUGAAUGCAGAGAAUAUGGAUGACGGGUGUCAGAUUGCACCUUGUGAGAAUGAAUGUCACGAGGAAAUACCUGUGGAACAUUCAGUUGAGAAUCUUCAAACAGAAGAAGCCUCUCUGCAUGAAGAUGGCAUGAUUUCUGAUAGUCUACCUUGUAGGCCAGGGAUGGAGCCAGAGGUAGAAGCUGUAACUGUUGAAGAGGAUAAUGAAAAUACUGUGGAAGCCUCUAAGUCAGAUGAGUUGCAACUCAAAGACAAUGAGGUGGAAGCAAACAGCCUCAGCAAAAGUGUCCCAAGUUCGCCUGAAGAGGUCCCACUUGAGGACAACUUAGAAAUCUGUAAGCAUGGCAAAAUUAAUGUAGAAUGUGGGACCAAAUGUGUUUUGCGUGAAAAUCUAGCAGUCCCUGAAGUGGUCAUUGUGACUGAUGAAUUGGAGGAAAGAGAAACUAGCAGUGAUUCCCUAGAUGAUCCUUAUGUGCUUCCUGAAGAAAAUGAAAUUGUCCAUGAUGUGCAGACUGAUUUAGGAGCUGAUCACAGUAAAAAGGGUGAAUUAGGCAUGGAUGGUGAAAACAACUUGCUGCCCAUUGAUCGUAAAAGUAUUGUCACUAGAACACGAUCUCUCUCUGGGAGAAUGCCAGGCUAUGUCCCAGAAACUGUUCCAGAAGAAACUGGACCUGAAACUGAUUUGCCCUCUUCCCGAAAUGGCUGUGGGACAGAAGACUUGAGCAAUAAUUCCUUUUCAUUGGAGGGAAAACCAGUGGAAGCCAACAGGGCUUUACCAACCAAGUCAAGACGCUUUCUUUUAUAUCCUCGAUCUUAUUCUGUUGAAGGGAGAGAGAUACCUAUCUCUGUUUACAGAGAAAGUGAUGUCUGUGUACUGGAUGGUGUUAGAAUAAAAAGGACAGAAGAUAACUUGUCCUUGCCUUGUGUCAAUGGUUCCUCAGGUAGUUUUUCCCAGCAAAAUCAUCUCUCAUCAUGUGGCAUAUCUACUCCAUCCUCAGUUGUUGAUAUACCACCUCCGUUUGAACUUGCCUACAUCACCAAAAAGCCAAUCACUAAAAGUUCACCUUCCCUUUUGAUAGAGAAUGACUCACCUACUAAGUAUUCCAAGAAAAAGAAGUCUUCUUUUAAGAGGUUUCUUACUCUAAAGUUCAAGAAGAAAAGUGAGAAUAAAGUUCACGUAGAUGUUAAUGUUUCUUCUUCAAGGUCCUCAUCAGAGUCCAGCUAUCAUGGGCCUCCUAGGCUGAUGGAGCUGGAAGGAAGGAGCCUAAGUAGCUCACCUCAACUAAAAUCGCAUGUGGGUAAGCUCCGUGCAUCUGAGUCUCCCUCAGCUGUUCUUUUCUAUAAGGAUGGUAAAAGAAAAGGAACGCUCAAGUCCUUCAGCAGGAGUGUGUCAAGGGUGGAAUCCUUUGAGGACCGGUCCAGACCUCCUUUCAUGCCACUGCCAUUAACGAAACCUAGGUCUAUUUCUUUUCCCAAUGCUGACACAUCUGACUAUGAGAACAUUCCUGCUAUGAGUUCUGACUAUGAAAACAUACAAAUUCCUCCUCGGAGAUCCACCAGAGCAGGAACCUUUACCGAGUUUUUUGAAGAUCCCAGCAGGGCAUUAUCUGCUGCUAAUGAGAAUGAUGGCUAUGUGGAUAUGAGCAGCUUCACUGGCUUUGAAAACAAGCAGCAAACCACAGACCAGGAAACAGAAAGUGCCUACACUGAGCCCUACAAGGUGUGCCCAGUCUCUGUGACACCAAUGGAAGUAGUCACAUCAGAUGAGGAACAGAAGAGUUCAGAAGAUGAUGAAAGUAGCCUUGGUGAUCCCAGUCUCACCAACAAGAAAGAAGGCCAGUCCAGAGCUUACCUCAUUGCCCAGGAACUAAUGUCUUCAGAAAAAGUAUAUGUGGAAAUGCUCCAGUUGUUACGUAUGGAUUUCUAUGAAGGUAUCUUGAAAGUGCUCGGAGAUGAUGAUGAAAAUGAACAAGAGGAAGUUAAACUCAAGCAAGGUUUAAGUGAACUCCCUGAAAUUUAUGAAUUACACCAAGACAUCCUGGAAGAACUGGAAGAGAGAGUCCUUAAAUGGGAUGAGCACCAGAAAGUUGCUGAUGUUUUUCUCUCCAGAAAAUCAAGGCUGCAUCACCACUCAGCAUUCAUUAUGCAGUUUGACAGAAAUUUGGCUUUGCUAGAUGAAAUGUGCCUUAAAUAUUCCCAACUGGCUACCAUGAUUCAGGAGUUUGAGCAAAGCUCCAGUGACAGCCCUUACAGUGUGAAACACCAGCUUCUGAAAGUGGUACACCGUGUCUUCCAGUAUCGUGUGAUGCUCACAGAUUACUUGAAUAAUCUUUGUCCUGAUUCUACAGAGUAUGAAGCCACACAAGCUGCCUUAUUCAUUGUUUCUGAAAUCACGGACCAAGCCAAUGACAGCAUGCUCCAAGCGGAAAACUUGCAGAAGCUAGUACACAUUGAGCACAGUGUGAGAGGGCAGAGCGGCCUCCUCCAGCCAGGAAGGAUCUUUGUUAAAGAGGGAACGCUGAUGAAAGUCUCUGGCAAAAACAGGCAUCCUCGACAUUUGUUCUUGAUGAAUGAUGUUCUGCUGUACACAUAUCCCCAGAAGGAUGGCAAAUACCGACUGAAAAACACUUGGGCUGUGUCAGGCAUGAAGGUCAGUCGCCCAGUGAUAGAGAAAGCCCAAAACAUCCUGAAGAUUGAAUAUGAUGAGCAUUGCCUGACCCUGUCAGCAAGCUCUUGCUCAGAAAGGGAUGACUGGUACAGCUGCAUCACCAAACACAUCCCAGAUGACUGCAAAGCUCACAAGACUUCGACUUUCCACAGUAGCGUGGAGUUAAGGGAAAGGCUUGGAAUACCCUUGGGUGAGAGGCCUCCUACACUGGUGCCCGUGUCCCAUGUCAUGAUGUGCAUGAACUGUGGCUGUGACUUUACCCUCACUUUGAGGCGACAUCAUUGCCAUGCCUGCGGGAAGAUUGUAUGUCGAAAUUGUUCAAGAAACAAGUACCCUAUGAAGUACCUCAAAGAUCAAGCAGCAAAAGUCUGUGAUAGCUGCUAUGUGGAACUUAAGAAAAGAGAGCGGCCACUAAGUGUGAGCUUCCCUCCAGCUUCAUCUAGGUGUUCAAGCAGUGCUUUCUCCUCUGUUUUCCACAAUAUUCAUUAUUCAUCUUUUAAGAAACAGAAGAAAAUCCCUUCAGCUCUCAUGGAGGUGGCAGCCUCAGGAGAGGGAGCUACCAUCAGUGGUUACCUCAGCAGAUGUAAGGGAGGCAAAAGACACUGGAAGAAACGCUGGUUUGUUAUCAAAGGCAAAGUCCUCUACACCUACCUAGCAAAUGAGGACAAAGUUGCUACAGAAAGUUUGCCUUUGUUGGGUUUCACCAUUGCCCCAGAAAAGGAGGAAGGAAGCAUGGAUACAGUUUUUCAUCUCUACCACAAGCAGACCCUCUUUUACAGCUUCCGAGCAGAGGAUAACAAUUCAGCACAUAGGUGGAUUGAAGCCAUGGAAGAAGCAUCCAUAUUAUAGCAGCUUUCACUCAAUGAACUUGGAAUAAAUCCUCAGAUUUCUAUACAUUUCCAGCAACACUCUUCUGACUUACAAAACUGAACAGUGUAUUUCAGGCCCACUGGCCCCACACACUGGAUCUGAACUGUUUCCAGCUUGCUCUUUUUCUUCCUUCUUCUUACAUACACAUUGUUGCAAAUGAAAAUAUCAAGAUAAGAGAUUAUUUAUGGUGAUCUUUAUGUCUGUGCAAGUUCAGCCUGUACUAUAAGCUUCUCUUCUGAUCCCACAGUAAACUAAGUUUAACAUCAAGACCUGGAAAUACUGACUACAGUAAGUAACAGACUCAGUUUUACUUAUUCCAGAGCACUAUUGUAUCUCAUUGGGUUGGUUUUGAUGUCUACUGUGACAUGAGAAACAAUGCAGUAAACAACAAAUGAUCAUUUAAA